CUAUUCUUCAUCCCUUACCAUCAUCAUCAUCGCCAGUUUGAAAAAAACAGCUUCAUUUCAUGGCCAUUUCUAAUUCAUACUCUUCAUUCAGCAAAAUCAGCACUUCUUGUUUCCUCCUCAUCUAUUAUGUUUCAAUCCUUCUUCCAUCAGCCAAUUCUGUUUCUUUCAACAUUACCAGUUUCAACCCCGACUUGAUGGAUAUACAAUACGACGGAGAUGCGACGCCUGAAGCUGGAUCAAUCCAAUUCAACAGGGUGGACUACCUGUAUCGAGUUGGUCAAGCAGUCUAUUCCAACUCAAUUCCCAUCUGGGAUUCAGACACUGGGAAAGUAGCGAAUUUCACUACACAUUUCACCUUCCGAAUCGACACAGGGGACUCUGUUCCUACCAGAUAUGGACAUGGACUUUCCUUCUUUCUCGCGCCUUUUUGUUUCCAAAUCCCUCCAAAUUCAGGCGGUGGUUUCCUCGGAUUGUUCAACACCAGAACCUCCAAUUCUUCCCGCAAUGGAAUUGUGUCUGUCGAAUUUGAUUCAAAUCCGGAUACUGAAUGGGAUCCAAAUUAUGAGCAUGUGGGUAUCAACAUCAAUUCCAUUGCUUCCAAAGUCACAGCUCCCUGGAACGCUAGCUUGCAUAGGUCAGAAAUUGGUAACGCCUGGAUUGUUUACAAUUCUUCCGCAAUGAAUCUCAGCGUGUAUUGGAGUUACGGAUCGAACCCGAAUUCCAGUAUUUCUUAUCUCGUGGAUUUGAAGGAGAUCCUUCCUCGAAGGGUCAUGGUUGGAUUUUCAGCUGCAACAGGAAUCUAUGUUGAGAAACAUUUUGUCUAUUCAUGGGAAUUGUCUUCAGAUUUAGACUUCAAUCUGGACAGCAGUAUUGAAAAAUGGGACACAGACUUGAUCAUCAUCGUAUCAUUAGGCGUAACAGUGGGGAUUGCGGCUGCAGUACUUGAGACUCUAUUGAUCAUCAUGGCUAUAAAGAAUUAUAGAAAACGCUCUAAUGGAAAUAAGGAGGUCACCAACUUGGCUUCAUCUAUGUAAUGGAUGAUUGAAAUUUAAUUUUUCUAGC
Messenger RNA from Oldenlandia corymbosa var. corymbosa, 1062 nucleotides. NCBI's taxonomy places the organism in Eukaryota, Viridiplantae, Streptophyta, Magnoliopsida, Gentianales, Rubiaceae. The record is from the annotation of a GenBank genome assembly.